Messenger RNA from Rhinolophus ferrumequinum (greater horseshoe bat), 1796 nucleotides. RefSeq names its product class I histocompatibility antigen, Gogo-B*0102 alpha chain-like. Gene Ontology annotation, biological process: immune response; antigen processing and presentation of endogenous peptide antigen via MHC class Ib; antigen processing and presentation of endogenous peptide antigen via MHC class I via ER pathway, TAP-independent. Gene Ontology annotation, molecular function: signaling receptor binding; peptide antigen binding. The coding region runs from base 291 to 1400 and encodes 369 amino acids. The record is from RefSeq and is a predicted model, not a curated record. Gene Ontology annotation, cellular component: external side of plasma membrane. NCBI's taxonomy places the organism in Eukaryota, Metazoa, Chordata, Mammalia, Chiroptera, Rhinolophidae. The transcript is spliced from 9 exons.
AGAUGGAAUCCAGAGGAGGUCCUUCCUGACACUGAAGGACAAAAGGCUGAAGACUGGACAACCUGAGACUGGAAGACCUGACUGUUGAUCAACAUGCUUUUAGAGAAAAGAUCUUGAUCAAGAAUAAACACUCUUUUGGCGGAGUGACUGGAAAAUUAUUUAGUCCAGUCGACAGGCAACACCAGUUCUCACUCUCAUUGGUUGGCCGGGUUCUGGAGAAGCCAAUCAACAUCACCGGCAUUCCAAGUUAUCAAGUCUCCACCGACGUGUGAGGGGAUUCAGAUUGGAGGAUGCAGGCUAACGAGCUGGGAACCCUCCUCCUGCUGCUCUCGGGGGCCCUCGCCCUGAUGGGGACCCGGGCGGACUCCCACUCCAUGAUGUAUUUCAUGACCUCCUGGUCCCGGCCCGGCCGCGGGGAGCCCCGCUUUGUCGCCGUCGGCUACGUGGACGACACGCAGUUCGUGUGGUUCGACAGCGACGCGGCGAGUCCGAGGGCGGAGCCGCGGGGGGAGUGGAUGGAGGGGCCGUGGCUGGAGCAGGUGGAACCGGGGUACUGGGACCAGAUGACAGGACGCGGCAAGUUCUACCAACAGACUAUGCGAGCGGACCUGCAGAGCGCGCUGGAGAAUUACAACCAGAGCGAGGCCGGGUCUCACACCUACCAGAGGACGUGUGGCUGCGAAGUGGGGCCGGACGGGCGCCUCCUCCGCGCAUACAAUCAGCACGCCUACGACGGCGCCGACUACAUCGCCCUGAAUGAGGACCUGCGCUCCUGGACCGCGGCGGACACUGCGGCUCAGAUCACCCGGCGCAAGUGGGAGGCGGCCGGUGAGGCGGAGCGCCUGAGGGGCUACUAUGAAGGCACGUGCGUGGAGUGGCUCCUCAGACACCUGGAGAACGGGAAGGAGACAUUGCUGCGCACAGACCCUCCAAAGACACAUGUAACCCAUCACCCCAUUUCUGACCAUGAUGUCACCUUGAGGUGCUGGGCAUUGGGCUUCUACCCUGCGGAGAUCACCCUGACCUGGCAGCGUGAUGGGGAGGACCUGACCCAGGACACGGAGCUCGUGGAGACCAGGCCUGCGGGGGAUGGGACCUUCCAGAAGUGGGCAGCUGUGGGGGUGCCUUCUGGAGAGGAGCAGAGAUACACGUGCCAUGUGCAGCACAAGGGGCUGCCCGAGCCCCUCACCCUGAGAUGGGAACCACCUCCUCAGCCCACCCUUCCUAUUAUGGGCGUCAUUGUUGGUCUGGUUCUCUUUGUGGUCACGGGAGCUGUGGUGGCUGGAGCUGUGCUGUGGAGGAAGAAGCACUCAGGUGGAAAAGGAGGGAGCUACACUGAGGCUGCAAGCAGUGACAGUGCCCAGGGCUCUGAUGUUUCUCUCACAGCUUCUAAAGCAUGAGACUGCUGUCUUGUGUAGGACUGAAUGAUGCAAGAUUUGUUUCUGCCCCACUUUGUGAAUUCAGGAAUCUCUGAUCUCUCUUUCUGCAAAGGGCAUCUGAAUCUGUGUUCCUGUCAGUGUCAUAUGAGGAGGUGGGACACUGACCACCCCCUGCCCUCCACACCCUCCUCCCCACACUGACCUGAGUGUCUUCUCUGAUCCACUGUCCUGUUCCAGAGAGGCUGUUUCCAUCCCUUUACUUCAUAUUACACUGAGCGGGAACUUCUUACUUCCUAGUGAAAUAAAAAUCUGGAUGUGAAUCUGCUUUUUCAAUUCUUGCUGUGAAGGGUUGAUGGGUUAAUUGAAGGAGAAAAUCCUAAAGUUUGACAGGAAAUAAAUAGAAGACCUGAGAACCUA